This is a messenger RNA of Perkinsus marinus ATCC 50983, 97 nucleotides long. RefSeq lists its product as hypothetical. The record is from RefSeq and is a predicted model, not a curated record. The transcript is spliced from 2 exons. NCBI's taxonomy places the organism in Eukaryota, Perkinsozoa, Perkinsida, Perkinsidae. The annotation marks the transcript as partial.
AUGAAGUCCUUCAAGCCGCCGAAGUCUUCCACUCAGCACUAUCUUGCCUUUGCCNNNNAAAUACUACAGUUGAGUUUGUCCUUUGCAAAUAAGGAUG